GCCAAGCUUCCCAUAACAUUUCACUAGCAAGCAGGGCUAUGACAGACUGCUGACAACAAAGUGAAAUCUGCUGUGAAAAAAAAACACAAAAAAAUGGGAAAAGAAGAAAACAAUGACCCCAAAGAUGUGCAAAGAAAAGGAAAAGCCAAGAUUCAACUCAAAAGAAAUAUAGGUUAUUUUGAUGGGGUAAGUUUUAUUAUAGGAUCAAUUGUUGGAGCUGGGAUCUUUGUGUCUCCCACAGGGGUGUUAAAACAUUCCUUACUCAAUGUUGGCGUUGCACUAACGAUCUGGACCGCGUCUGGGCUGGUUUCUCUGAUGGGUGCCCUCUGCUAUGCGGAGCUGGGAACCGCUCUGCCCUUCUCCGGAGGAGAGUACAGCCACAUUAAAAGAGGCCUUGGAUCCCUACCCGCCUUCGUGUUUAUCUGGACAGCAACGUUCACCAAGCCAGCAUCAAAUGCUGCUCGAGCCUUGCUGUUUGCUGAAUAUGCCACACAGCCAUUCUAUGGCAUUUGUCCUGCACCAGAUGUGCUGAAGAAGUGCUUGGCCUUGGCCGUUCUCUGGUCCCUGGGGAUUUUAAAUGGCCUCAGCGUCAAAAUGUCUGCGUGGGUGCAGACAGUUUUCACUCUGCUGAAGAUGAUGGCCUUGUCUGUGAUUGCUGUUGGUGGCAUAGUUCUCCUCGUUACCAGGCAAAAGGAGAGUCUGGCCAGGUUUGAGGACAUGUUCAGCUCAGAGAUCCCCAACGCCUCACAGAUUGCCGAAGCCUUCUUCCAGGGGCUGUACGCGUACGGCGGCUGGUGGUCCCUCAACUACAUGGCAGAGGAGAUGAAACGUCCCAGCAGAAAUAUCCCCUUAACUGUGAUGACUGCUGUUCCUGCAGUAAUUGUUUUUUAUCUACUAGUGAACAUCUCAUAUCUGACUGUCCUCACACCUAAGGAAAUUGUCUCCUCAGUUGCUGUGGCAGUCACCUGGGCUGAUCGAGUGAUCCCCUCCGUUGCCUGGAUCAUUCCUUUCUCUGUUGCUGUCUCAAUAUUUGGUGCCCUCAACUGCAGCAUGUUCACACUCGGUCGAUUAAGCUAUGCUGGAAGUCAGUCAGGACAUUUACCUCUUUUAAUAUCCAUGCUUAAUGUCCACUCCUGUACGCCAGCACCAGCCAUGAUUUUUUCAACCACCAUUGCAUCCAUUUUUAUCAUCCCCUCUGACCUUAUUAUGCUAACAAAUUACUUUGGAUUUUCUGCCUGGCUUAUGACUGGAUUGACUUGUGCAAGCCUGAUUGUACUUCGAUACCGGGAACCUCAUCUACACCGACCAUACAAAGUGUUUUUACCAGUUCCAUUUAUGAUGGUGGCAAUGUCUUUCUUCCUAGUUCUAGCUCCCAUGGUCUGGUCUCCAAACAUGCAAUAUGUUUACGCUUUCCUGUUUAUGCUUGGAAGUCUCAUUAUUUAUCUGCCUUUUAUACAUUUUAAAUUGCGUUUUCCAUUUCUUGAUAAAAUUACUUGCCACCUACAGCUCCUGUUAGAAGUCUGUCCUGCUGAUGGACCUGCUGAGGGCAAAUGUGAAUAAUGGCAGAUAUUUAAUCUCAGUACAACUAAGAGCCAACAGAGGAUUUUGUUUAACUGAGGCUAUAAACAGUACAAUUUAGAUGUUGGUGUGAUACGUAGGUGUGCGUGCAUGCAUAUACAUUUACAGAUGUAUACACAUAUAUUGCAAACAUGCACAUACAUGUAUGUAUGGGCACAGAAUCACAGAAUGAACUAGGUUGGAAAAGACCUUUGACACCAUCAAGUCCAACCUAUGACCAAACACCUCCUCAUCAAAUAAAUCAUGGCAUUAGUAUAAGUUAAUAUGUAUAUGUUUGUAUAAAUACAUAAAUAUAUAUGUAUACUAUUUUAAUAUGUCCAAAGGAUCUCUCUUAAACUUGCAAAAUCUGUAAAAUGCUCUCUGCUGCUCCUGAAAACACAGUUAAAAGUUGCUUAGAGUCUUGCAAAAAUGGAAAUAAGACUCAAUCACACAAACACAAAUAAUUAUCAGUAUUAUCAUACAAUAAGUGAAUAAAUACAUAAUAGCAUAAUUAUAAAAAUACACUCACACUUUGAACUAAAUUGUCUGGAUUAUUCUUAGUUUGCAGUAGCUCAUUGAUUAGAACUUUUGGUUUUAAAGACUUUAUAUUUUCUUCAUCUGCUACUUUUUUUUGGCAUUAAUUUAUUUUUAUUAAAGACCUUGAAGACUAUCAUAAAGUUGACUGAUCAUUUUAAAUAGCAAGAAAAUUUGACAUGGUGCAUCUUAGCUAUUUUAGAACAACACAAAAAUUCAAGGUGAAAUCUUACAAUGCAUCAAGACAAUAAAAAUUAUUUAUCCUUUUCAUCACAGAAAUAAAAGCUAAAGAUAUGUAGAUUCCUUUAUUAAAUCAUUUACAUCUUAGCAUCAAUAUUACUUUAUUCCUUGUUUUAGUUUUGGUGUUAUUGAGAAGUAAAAGCUUUUUUCAGCCCCCUUCCCUCCAUUUAAAUUUUGUUUAUGAAAACAAGAUAACUGAAUUCUUUUUUCUUCUUAUAAUUGGGCCAUAUAAAGUUCAUGGAAUAUUUAAUCUUAAAAAUAAAUUAAAAGUACACACAAACCAUCAUUUGGAGGGGAUUAUUAAUAUAUGCUGCCAUUUUUAUAAUUACAAUAGAAUUACAAAUAUAAAGUGAUUUUCCAAAUCUGGCAAUGAAAGAUCAGCAACACAACCAGCAGAUGGCCCCAGCUGAUCACUCUCCACCGUGAUCUCUCUGGUCUGAUGGGUGUUGCAUUGGUGAAAUUGUCUUACAGGGCACUGUAUUAUAACACAGUGGAAUGAAAAAAUCUUGCUGCAAUACUCGAUUCACUAAUGUAUAACAAUUUUUGAAAUAACAAUGACAAAUAAAGAGUUCUUCAUAGCUACCCAAAGUCUAGGGUGGCCAUCAAUAAAACCAGGAAUCAACUGAAGGUUUAAGAGGAUUUGACUUUGCACUGGAAUGAGCCCCCAAAUUAAAACAAAUAUAUGUAGCAAGCGGCUUUUCUCAAGGUGAUAAUGGACACAGAAUGAAAAUUUGAAGAACACAUUAUAGCUUUUAACAAGCUCUAUGAAGAGAAGUUCAUACAAACGAGGACUGCAAUGUAUACAGCUGAACUGGAGACUGGAUUCUGCUGAAUGCAAGAAAGGAAUCAAUGUUUAAUUUCACUUAAUAGUGCUAUUGGAAAAACAUUUCUCUUGCUGUUUAAAUUCAAAACAUCAUGAGACUCAUCAACAUUGUAGAGGAGUUAUAUUUUAAAAACUGAAUUGUAAAUGGAAGAAAUUAUUGUACUGUGACUAAAGCAUCCAUCAGUGAUUUGUAAAUACAGGUGUGGCAAUGCCACAGAUUUUCAAA
Molecule: messenger RNA, 3380 nt
Organism: Melospiza melodia melodia
Lineage: Eukaryota; Metazoa; Chordata; Aves; Passeriformes; Passerellidae
Gene: SLC7A13
Product: solute carrier family 7 member 13
Exons: 4
Coding region: 94-1560 (488 amino acids)
Biological process (GO): amino acid transmembrane transport
Cellular component (GO): membrane
Molecular function (GO): L-amino acid transmembrane transporter activity
Source: RefSeq, a predicted model, not a curated record